Porites lobata is the source of this 465-nucleotide messenger RNA. The record is from the annotation of a GenBank genome assembly. NCBI's taxonomy places the organism in Eukaryota, Metazoa, Cnidaria, Anthozoa, Scleractinia, Poritidae.
AUGAAGCCGUUUGUGGAUCCAAAUUUGCGGCCAAUUGACCCUCCGCCUUUUGAUGAUCCUUCAGAGCCGUAUUUAGAUGAAGCUGAUAUUCCAAAAGAUUGUUUUGAACCAAAUAAUUCUGUGUAUGCUGAAGAGAAUCUUUUAGACUCUGGGUUAAAUCCUGUUGGCAAACAAGCAUUAGUGACCCAACAAUCUCAUAAUGAGAAAGAAUCAAACAAAGAAUCAGACCAAGAAAAGACAAAGAAUCAACUUCAAAAUGCAAAAGAACCAACUCCGGAAGCAAUUGUUAUCGACAAUAAAACUGUGUUUAGUGCAGAAAAAAUUCUAAAACAUCGAAAAAGGAACGGAAAGGUCGAGUACUUGGUCAAGUGGCUCAAUUUUCCUAAGAGCCAAUCAUCGUGGGAACCGGAAGAAAAUAUUUUGGAUAAACGUCUCAUUGAUAAUUAUCUUCAGUCACCAAAAUAA